This is a messenger RNA of Blastomyces gilchristii SLH14081, 1167 nucleotides long. RefSeq lists its product as uncharacterized. NCBI's taxonomy places the organism in Eukaryota, Fungi, Ascomycota, Eurotiomycetes, Onygenales, Ajellomycetaceae. The transcript has a single exon. Bases 1 to 1167 code for a protein of 388 amino acids. The record is from RefSeq and is a predicted model, not a curated record.
AUGCUCAGAUUCCCCGAGAACCGCGAUGACUGGAGUCUGGAUAUUGUUAGUUUGCUCGCCGUCAUUGGCGAGAGUGCCAUGUCGGCGCACUCCCAACCGCUAACAGCUUCAAUUCUGUGUCUGCUUCCUCGUAUCCUGCCUGCUCCGCAGGCGCUUCUCAGACACGAGCGGCCAACACGUCUGCCUUCCAUUCCGGCACACAUCGUGAGCAUUCACUCCGGCACCCUGCUCCUGGAGCUCAACCAUUUUGCAAACCUCGUCUACAACAUCGAUCUUCCUAGCUUUGCCGUUCGAGAGAUCCGGAUCAAACAUAGAGAAGGCUACGCAGACACCCUCAGUGAUGAAAAGAAACUUAGAAAUCGUAUUCUUCGAACGCCAAAGGGUGUCAUUCAUGCUCAGCCCUUUUCGCCCUUAGCUCUUCUCUCAGUUGCUUCAUUCCUUCUGUCGGUUGGCCUGUGCGCAUGGGCUAUUAUCCUCGAAGAUGGUGUAGCGGUCAUUGCGAUCGUGGUUGUGUCAUUCACAUCUAGUAUCAUUGGAUUAUCUUCCAUGUGGCAUCCAAACUUGACGGUGCGGAAACGCAAAACAGUUGUGCCGGACGGUGACCUGAUUAUUCGGACGAGACAGGGCGCAUUUAUAAUCAUACGGUGUACGGAAGAGAUCGCCCGCGAACUCUACACGGGCACAGAAGAAUGUAGCUACGUCGUCAGUGACCAAAUAUUCCGCGCGUUGGUUGGGGUGGGCACAUUUCUGCUCAUGAGCGCGGUGAUCCUGAUGGGAAAUUCUACCUGGACCAUGCAGGCGGCACUCGGCGGUUCAUACGUUUUACUCAACGGCUGCUAUCAGAUCGCCGCGCUGUUCCCUAGAGGAUGGCAUUGGAACCUUAUACGUUAUGAAAUGAAGGAGAUACGAAACAUAGACGCGCAGACAUACACGCAGGCGCUGUGGAAAGCUAUUCAUGUUUCCAAGUUCACCGACUGGGUGCGGGUGAGCGGCGCAGCUCCUAACUCUGAAGCAUGGAGGGCGUGGAUUGACCUCGCUGGGGAUAAUCUGCAUGACGAAAAUUGGGAUGCACAGAAGGCAUUGGACGAGCUGCUGAAUGCUGAGAAGAGCGAGGCUGGAUUCCAGCCUGUUAAAAAUGGCGUCGUGAGGGAGGAAUCCUCCUCCUAA